CGGGCCGGAGGCUGGGCAGGGGCCGGGCAUGAAGCCGGGCGGCAACCAGAUCGCGGCUGGUGGCGGCGGCGGCGGCGAUGAGCGACAUAGUGGAGAAGACGCUGACGGCGCUGCCGGGACUCUUCUUGCAGAACCAGUCGGUUGGCGGGCCAGCGGGAGUCAAGGCGUCCUUCUCCUCGCGGCUGGGCAACCUCGUUCGCGGUAUCACCGCGCUAACCUCCAAGCACGAGGAAGAGAAACUAAUCCAGCAGGAACUGAGUAAUCUGAAAGCAACUGUUUCUGCUCCUACUACAACACUGAGAAUGAUGAAAGAGUGUAUGGUGAGACUUAUAUAUUGUGAAAUGCUUGGAUAUGAUGCUUCCUUUGGCUACAUACAUGCGAUCAAGUUGGCACAACAAGGAAACCUUUUAGAAAAAAGAGUAGGUUAUUUGGCUGUUUCUUUAUUUCUACAUGAAAGUCAUGAGCUGUUGCUUCUCCUUGUGAAUACAGUUGUAAAGGACUUGCAGAGCACUAACCUGGUAGAAGUAUGCAUGGCACUUACUGUCGUCAGCCAGAUAUUCCCUCGAGAAAUGAUUCCAGCUGUUCUUCCAUUAAUUGAAGAUAAACUUCAACAUUCUAAGGAGAUUAUACGAAGAAAAGCUGUUCUGGCAUUAUAUAAAUUCCAUCUCAUUGCUCCUAAUCAAGUACAGCAUAUCCAUAUUAAGUUUCGGAAAGCACUUUGUGACAGAGAUGUUGGGGUCAUGGCUGCUUCUUUGCACAUAUACUUUAGGAUGAUUAAGGAGAAUUCAUCUGGAUAUAAAGACUUGACGGGGAGUUUUGUAACAAUUUUGAAGCAAGUAGUUGGAGGAAAGCUCCCAGUAGAUUUCAAUUACCAUAGUGUACCAGCACCAUGGUUACAAAUCCAGCUCUUGAGAAUACUAGGACUUCUAGGAAAAGACGAUCAAAGGACAAGUGAAUUAAUGUAUGAUGUUCUUGAUGAAUCCUUACGAAGAGCCGAGUUAAAUCACAAUGUCACAUAUGCUAUUCUGUUUGAAUGUGUACAUACAGUUUAUUCUAUUUAUCCUAAAUCAGAAUUACUUGAGAAGGCUGCCAAGUGCAUUGGAAGAUUUGUUCUGUCACCUAAAAUAAAUCUCAAGUAUUUAGGGCUGAAGGCUCUUACCUAUGUUAUCCAGCAGGAUCCCACUCUGGCUCUUCAGCACCAGAUGACAAUAAUUGAAUGCUUAGACCAUCCUGAUCCCAUUAUUAAAAGAGAGACUCUGGAACUUCUUUACAGAAUUACUAAUGCACAGAAUAUAACAGUGAUUGUCCAGAAAAUGCUUGAAUAUUUACAACAGAGCAAAGAAGAGUAUAUUAUCGUCAAUUUGGUUGGCAAAAUAGCUGAACUCGCUGAGAAAUAUGCCCCAGAUAAUGCAUGGUUUAUUCAGACAAUGAAUGCUGUGUUUUCAGUGGGAGGAGAUGUUAUGCAUCCUGAUAUUCCCAAUAACUUUCUGAGACUGCUAGCAGAAGGUUUUGAUGAUGAAACAGAAAAUCAACAAUUAAGGCUUUAUGCAGUUCAGUCUUAUCUCACUUUACUAGAUGCGGAAAAUGUGUUCUAUCCACAGAAAUUUCUUCAAGUUAUGAGUUGGGUGUUAGGGGAGUAUUCCUAUCUCUUAGAUGAGGAAACGCCAGAGGAAGUUAUAACCAAACUCUACAAGUUACUUAUGAAUGACUCGGUUUCUUCAGAAACAAAAGCCUGGUUACUUGCUGCUGUUACCAAGUUGACACCCCAAGCACACUCUUCUAACAUAGUUGAGAGAUUAAUCCAGGAAUUCACCAUAUCUUUGGAUACUUGUAUGAGACAGCAUGCGUUUGAAUUAAAACACUUACGUGAGAAUGUGGAACUUAUGAAGAGCUUGCUUCCAGUUGAUAAGAGCUGUGAAGACAUGGUGGUAGAUGCUUCCUUAUCUUUUCUGGAUGGUUUUGUGGCUGAAGAACUCAGUCAGGGGGCAGCACCUUACAAACCUCACCACCAACGUCAGGAAGAGAAGCUUUCUCAGGAAAAAGUUCUCAAUUUUGAACCAUAUGGACUUUCAUUUUCUUCAUCUGGCUUCACUGGACGACAGUCUCCUGCUGGCAUUUCUCUUGGUUCAGAUAUAUCUGGGAACAGUGCAGAGACUGGGCUGAAAGAGACAAAUAGCUUGAAGCUGGAAGGUAUAAAGAAGUUAUGGGGGAAAGAGGGCUAUCUUCCCAAGAAAGAAGGCAAAACUGGGGAUGAAACUGAAGUUCCGCCUGUUCCUCAAGAGAGUAUGAUAAUGGAGAAUGUAGACCAAACUAUAAUUAAAAAGGAUCAGUCUCAAGUCCUUACCCAAUCUAAAGAGGAGAAAGAAAAGCAGCUGCUGGCGUCAUCAUUAUUUGUUGGGCUAGGAACAGAAAGUACAAUCAAUUUGCUAGGAAAAGCAGAUACCGUAUCUCACAAGUUCAGAAGGAAAUCAAAAGUCAAGGAAACCAAAAGUGGAGAAACAACCAGUGCUCAGAAUAUGCCCUGUUCUUACUUUAGUUCUUCGUCAGAUGUGACUUAUGAAGAUGAUUAUUAUUUGGAUACUUUGCAGGAUAGAGGAGACAAAGAAUUAAAUAAGUUUUCUCUCAACUCAGAACUUUUGGAUUCUGAGUCACUCACAGAACUGCCCUCCGUUGAGAAACUCUCCAGUUGCACACUGUCUACGCCUUCUUUGUUCACUGAUGAUAUGGAAGGUCUUCACUCUCCUUCGUCCACUGCAGCCUCAGUUGCUAAUGAAAUCUCUUUAGCUUCUUCUCUGUUGGAAGAAACUUCUGAACACAUGCAUUCAGAUCUUGUGGAGGUCUGUAAUAAUGAAACCAUAUCAGUGUCUUCUUACAAAAUUUGGAAAGAUGACUGUUUACUGGUGGUCUGGUCAGUUUCUAAUAAGAGUGGUUUGGAAUUGAAAAGUGCUGACUUAGAAAUUUCUUCUGCAGAAAAUUUCAAGAUCACUGAGCAACCUGGAUGCUGCUUGCCUGUAAUAGAAACAGAAAGCAUCAAAACCUUUCAAUAUAGUGUACAGAUGGAGAAACCUUUUACAGAAGGGAAUCUUUUUGGUUUUAUAAAUUAUCAGAUGAUGGAUACUCAUUCUGUUCAGCUUGAAUUUUCUGUAAACUUAUCACUAUUAGAUUUCAUUAGACCGUUGAAAAUCUCAACUGAAAACUUUGGCAAACUCUGGUUAUCCUUCGCAAAUGAUGUGAAGCAAAAUGUAAAAAUGUCAGAAUCUCAAGCUGCUCUGCCUUCUGCCCUGAAGACCCUGCAACAGAAACUAAGACUUCAUGUUGUUGAAAUUAUAGGCAAUGAAGGGCUUUUGGCCUGUCAACUGCUCCCAUCCGUCCCCUGCUUGCUGCAUUUUCGAGUUCAUGGUGACGUAUUAGCCCUGUGGUUCAGAUCCUCCUGCUCUACUCUUCCUGACUAUUUACUAUAUCAGUGUCAAAAGGUAGUGGAGGGAUCCUAGCAGAAGCUCUGCUUUUAUUUUACUCCAUCAAAAUAAAUGGUUUACAUAGAUAAACUUAUUUACCAAAGUAAAAAGAACUCCUGGUACUUCUAAUGAAAAUGGGGAUUAUUACAAGCUGUGGUUUUAUGUGUUUUCUUUAUGAAUCCUGAUCAAGAAAGAUCCCUAAGAAACUAUAUCCUUAACCUUUUACUCAGGAUUGUACAGUAUGUUUGGGUCUCACAAAAGUGACCUGAACUAAUGUUAUAAACUGCUAAUGAUUUAUAUGUCACUUAGUGUAGAGGGACUGAAAAUAUUUAUUUUGUUAUAAAUAAUUUUAUAGCAAAUUUACUCUAGUGCUAGCUGAUUUGUAGUAAAGCCAAGUCUCCGUUCUCUGCAUUAAUGGUGGGGGAGUCGGGGGGAGACAUGGCAUUGAUCAUCCCAAACCUAAUUUGUAUUUGGCUUUGGAAUGCAGUGUAAGCUUUUCGAUAGGGAAGUCAUUACUUUCAAUUAUGUUUUGCUUGGAUAAGUGUUGAAAUAAAUUGGCACAGCACACACUAACAGUUUAGGAGAUCCAUGAGCAUGCUGGAUAUCGGGGGGAUUCAAUCUGUGAUAUAGUUUUUAUUGUAGAUAACUUGUUACACAUAAUUGCAGAUAAUUCAGCUACAGAAUUUGUCUGUUUUCCACUUGAACUUAUUUUUAAAAUUCAAAAUGAAUCCUUAUUUUAAAUGUAUUCUUAUUUUAAAAACCCAGAGCCAUUUACAAAAUAUCGUCAUAUAAAAACAUAACCCAUAAGAGGACAGAAUACUAAAACAGAUAUAAAAGGACUUUGUAGUUAUGGCAACUAUCUUAGUUACCAUUUAGGUCCAUUUAGGUCCUUUUGACAAACUAAAUUUUGUGAGUAUAAAUGGCAAAACCAUCUUUCCUGGCUUUUGAAUCUGCUAAUACUCAAUGGAUACAACCACAACAGUGACUACUUAAGUAUACUGUACAGAUUCUUCAGUAAGAUACAUCAUUUUCAUGUUGUAAUUGUGCCUUUAUGGCCUAUGUCAGAAUUCUUGUCAGUGAAAGAAGAAGUUAGGCCUACUAUGAACAAUGGACCACAAUCUUGAGAUUGUACAUUAAAGUUAAAAACUGAAAUAGUAAGUAUUUUAUAAAAUCUUAUGGUGCUGUGGAAAAUAUUUAUUAUUUCACUUUUUCUGACACUUCACCAUGGAGACUGUUCAGGUAAUACAGUUUUAAGUCACUUCAGUUAAUACUCUGGUUAAUUGGUACUGUUUAUCACCCACGUGUGGAAUUCUGGUUUAAAUUAUCUCAUUAAUCAUAACUGAUAAAGAUACUAAAGGGAUUCCCUAGAGCUGUUAGGUUUUAUUAGCUUUUUAUGUCUAGCAUUUUUCUCCCUAAAAACAAAAGCACUGUUUUUAAAAAUUAAUUUUAAAGUUACUCAUUUUUAAAAAUGUCACUUGUUAAUUUCAUGUUUUUAAAAACAUACAGUAAAACCUUGCUAUGAAAGUAAUGAUAAGUGACUAGAAUUUCCUGAGUAGGUUUCUCUUUUGAAUAGAAGGUCAGAUUCAUCUUUAUGCUCCCAGCAGCGUCAUGUGAAGAGAAUGAGCUCUCUUGGAUGUGGUGGACACUGGUAGCUAGACUUACCAGCUUCCUCUUUAUUUCUGCCUCUGUCAAUAGCACCCCUCUCCCCCAACCCCCGAUUCUGCUGUUACUCUGACAAAAAAUUAGGAAGUGCCCUCUCACUUUGUAGAGGAAUACAGUAUGUGGCAAAGGAGGUGCUCCAAUUUUUUGUGUGUCCUUACUUCUGUGUGUGUGCAUGAUCACCAAGGCUAGGUUGAGUAUAGAGCAGUGUGUGUAAGGUGCCCAGCAAGCAGAUGGACGACUAUCUAGGAGAGAUUACAAUGGGCUACUCCUUGGUCGUGAAUGGCAACUGACAGUUGUCAGUAACAUUGCUUGGCCAACAGAGCUGUCUGAUGGUGGGAGAUGUGUAAUGGUAGGUUAGGGCCGGGAGCAUCAUUUUAGCUUGUCAAAGGGAACAUAGUGUCACUUUUGUUCUUUCUGAAUCCACUAAAUAAAAAGUAGAGUAAUGGAGUUUUCACUGAAACAUUUAGUAGAAUGUUUACAAUUUUUAUAUUUUUAUGGCUUUAAAAUAACAGUAGGAAAGAGUGAAUUUUAAAGAACUUCGGAGCAGUGUGUAUCUGCCUAAAUUAAUUCAGUGUUUUAAGUUCCAAAUCAGGCAUCACCAACCUUUUUUGCAUUGCAGGAAGACGUGACUGUAAAGUAGGGAGCAUGAUUUUUGUGGGCAGAUAAUCCUCUUUACCUUACAGUCAUGGUUUAAAGUGAAGGGGCAGCAUCUGGAGUAGAGCUGUGGUGGGGAUGCUCAGCGUGUGAGUUCUGUGCCAGGCACCUUCACUGAGAGUGCAGGCGGCGGCAGGUGUGACUCUGGGGGAGAAUAAAGGGCAGACAGCAAAACCUUAAGAGCAGGUGAAUGAAGAAGGAUCAGGCUCCCGCCAGAGUAGUCCCUGUGGAGGCGGGCGGAUCAGGCUCAAGGGAAAGUGGGGCCCUGAGUAAGGGUACUUCUGAAGAGAGGGCAGAUGGAAGGUGAGCAGUUACCAAGUGCUAAUGUGCCAAAUGUGUCCGCAUGUUCUUUGCAGGGGGGCACUAUUUAAAUAGUAACCUGCUAUCCUCUACCAAAAAACAGUUGUGCUGAAAAUGCAGUAUUGUAUUUUUUCCUUUAUUUUGUUUCAUGUCAGUAAUAUUGUAAAAUAUUGAGUUCUUUGUCUUCUUUUUUAUGAAUGAAUGUGAUCUUUGUCUCAUGAUUGUGAGCCACUGCAAGUGCACUGAACCUAUUCACAAGUCUUUAAGGUGUUUUGCUGUGUUAAAAUUUUAGAGGGAAAAAUGCAAGUGAGAAUAACAACCUAAUAGGCAUUAAUGACUUUAUUUUGGAGUUGAAUUCUGUAAGUUGAAAAACAAUUCGGCUAAAUAUGUAAUAAAUACAAAGUGAUCUAUAUUGUUCUUUGGUCUGUAUAUUUUUUAUUAUCUAAAUAGCUAAUAAGUAAUCCUAUUCAGUAAUUUGAUAGGGUUGGUGAAAAGGAGCAGAAGCAACUGGAAUGGGAUGAAAAGAGUGAUUUACUCAUUGCAGUCCCUCAAAGAAUCUGGCCUAAUUGGUUAAAAGUAAAGAUACUGCUGUUUCUGUGUGAUGUUCAAAGAGAACUUUGUGGGCUUCAGGCAUGGAUUCGUUCUCAGGUGUGUGUCCAUAUCCCCUAGGUCAGCUUAUCCUAGCCUGACCAGAGCAUUCAGAGCAGUGCUUUCUUUCCACGAUGCCCUCUCCGUACAGCCGCCUUAAGAUGCAAGAAACACAGUAAGUCGAAAGGUGAUUUAGUGAGUCUCUGUCUCUACGUGUGUAUCCUGAAACACAAAGCUAGAUCAGAAAUGGCAUUUAAAUCUCACUGACUUAUGCCUACUAUUGGCUAUAAUGUGUGGCAGGCAAGAAGUUCUGAGACUUGAAGCCCCAUCUUUGGGACACUGAAGGUAAAGGAGGUUUAAAUGCACCACACCCACUGCAGUAAUUGACAAGAAGGGACUCUUAAAGGGAGGGAUGGCCUGCUGCCAAACCUGGUAGUCAAAGUUAAUGAUUGUAUGAAAGUUACUUGUUUAUGUGUGUGCAUAAUGAAAGACUAUGAGCUUUUUAUGGUUAAGAACCAUGCAUAUAUUCUAUUCUGUGUUCCUUUGCCUGAUGCAUAAUAUAGGCAUUCAGUAAUAGGGACUCAGCCUACUGAAUGAAUGACUAAAAAGACUUGUCCCAUCAAAGUAAAUAAUCUGAGACCAGGUAAUAUCCAGGGAUUGACUUUAGCAAUCCUGUGGUUCUCCUAGAAGUAAAGAAAAGUGAUCAGAUUUAGUUUAUAGAUAUAAGUUAGCAGAAAGGGGUUUUGGUGAAAAUAGCUUGUGCCAAUUUCUACCUGGUGGAAGAGAGGAAGCAUGACUGCUUGAUGAGACCUUUACCAGCCUGAAGGUUAAGUCCUGUGAGAAGUUGCCAUGCCAUUUAAGAGAUCUCUCUGCAGAUACAGUGUGAUUACAGAUAGAUACUAUGACUUGGAGGAGGAGGACGUUUCUGCAUUAUGGCAGAUGUUCAUGAAGUUUUAGUGAUCUAAAAGAACUGGUUUUAGGACAGAAAGCAGUGGACAUUUGAUCAGUGAAGUUAAUGAUAGCUAACGAAUGUGAUAAGGCAGAUUUACUAGCUAAGCUAGCAUUACAUGUUUCUUCAGAAGAGUGAGCACUGUGAUAGUGGGAGGGACAGCUAUAAAUUAAUAAGGCCAACAGCAUCAGGAAAGUUGGGAAAGAACAGUUCUGAAUAAAGUAGCAGGAAGCAGAAUUACUUAAAAGGAAAUGUGUUUCCUAUGCAUCAUGUGGGAAACUUUAUGGUAGGUGCAUGGAUCCAAGACAGGAUGGUACCCAAAAGAUGGGUCCAGAGAACCCUGAGAACUUAAAGAUUGUGAGUUGGAUACAGGGAGGAUGGGCUUGGGCAUGGGGGAGAGACAGAUGACGUCAAACACCGUGAGUUUUCUGGAGCAUCUGUAAUGCUGCAAAUGUAGUGAGUUCUUCUAAGUGGUUGCAACUAGAUUGCGGGCUUCUUUCCAAGAGAAGAGUCAAUUUUCUUUAGUUAUUUUAAACUAUUUUUAUAAGUGGAUGAGUACUUUUCCUUCCCAAAACAUAUUGCAGAUACCACUAAAUAGCUGGCCUUAGGAAGUUUUUCCCUAAUGAGGUCUGGCAGGACAUGUGCUAAAUGGAUGGAGACUAGAGCCCAGAGAUUAUUUUUUGUAUUUCAGUGAGAGAAAAGUACUUGGAAAUCUGUUUAAUUGUACAACUCCAUCCUUUAUGUUGUGUGACAAGUAGGAAGUAACAGAAGCAAGGUGUGAUAUAUUCUUAGGGAGAGGUGUUUGGUCUGAAUUGCUACUGUAUAAUUUAAUGAAGUUGAGGGCAAAACCAGUGACUGGAACAAGCUGGUCUCCAAUGAUGAUCAAGGUAUAAGACCUGAUAGAUCAAGGUUAAGAAUUUAUUUUUUCAUCUUAGUUGACUGAUUAAUAGUUGCUGGGGUUAAACAGAAGAGUUACGGUGAGCUGUGGGAAAAACGAAAUGAUUUGGACCCAAAUAUUGGACCAGUCUUCAUCCACAGAAGUGAUAAGUGUCUUUUGUUAUUCAUAAAAAGCCUUUUUAAGCACAUCCGAGUUCAUGUUCAUCAA
This is a messenger RNA of Lynx canadensis (Canada lynx), 8713 nucleotides long. RefSeq names its product adaptor related protein complex 4 subunit epsilon 1 (gene AP4E1). The record is from RefSeq and is a predicted model, not a curated record. Lineage: Eukaryota; Metazoa; Chordata; Mammalia; Carnivora; Felidae. Gene Ontology annotation, biological process: receptor-mediated endocytosis; intracellular protein transport. Gene Ontology annotation, molecular function: cargo adaptor activity. Gene Ontology annotation, cellular component: membrane coat; AP-4 adaptor complex. The coding region runs from base 78 to 3491 and encodes 1137 amino acids. The transcript is spliced from 21 exons.